Penicillium diatomitis is the source of this 1254-nucleotide messenger RNA. RefSeq names its product putative 3-ketoacyl-CoA ketothiolase (Kat1) (gene kat1). Gene Ontology annotation, cellular component: peroxisome. Bases 1 to 1254 code for a protein of 417 amino acids. The transcript is spliced from 4 exons. The record is from RefSeq and is a predicted model, not a curated record. Gene Ontology annotation, biological process: phenylacetate catabolic process; fatty acid beta-oxidation. Gene Ontology annotation, molecular function: acetyl-CoA C-acyltransferase activity. NCBI's taxonomy places the organism in Eukaryota, Fungi, Ascomycota, Eurotiomycetes, Eurotiales, Aspergillaceae.
AUGGCCGCAGAUCGCCUCAGCUCCAUCCUGAGCCACCUCAAGGGCUCAGGAAGCGGACUCAACGCUAUUACCCAGAAGAACCCCGACGAUAUCGUCAUCACACUCUCUCUGCGGACACCCUUGACCAAGGCUCGUAAGGGUGGAUUCAAGGACACUGAGUUGGACUACAUGGUAUAUGCGCUCCUCAAGGAGACUCUUUCCCGGUCCAAGAUCGACCCUGCUCUGAUUGAGGACGUGUGCCUCGGCAAUGUCAACGAGGCCAAGGCCGCUUAUAUGGUCCGCGCUGCGUCGCUGGCUGCUGGUAUCCCUCACACUGCCGGUGCCUCAUCAGUGAACCGCUUCUGCUCUUCCGGUCUCAAGGCCGUACAGGAUAUCGCCAACCAGAUUUCCAUGGGCUCGAUUGAUAUUGGUAUCGCCAUGGGUGCUGAGCUCAUGUCCGGGGCUGGCGACCGUCUUGACGCGCCCUUCAAUGAGGAAAUUCUCCGCACCCAGGAGGCCGCCGACUGUAUGCAGCCCAUGGGUCAGACCUCUGAGAACGUUGGCAAGGAUUUUGGCAUCACUCGUGAGCAACAAGACAAGUACGCCGCGGAGUCCUUCCGUCGCGCCGAGGCCGCCCAAAAGGCUGGUUGGUUCGAUGAUGAGAUCGCUCCCAUCUCCACCAAGGUCAAAGACCCCAAGACCGGCGAGGUGCACCAGGUCACCUUGACUCGGGAUGACGGUAUCCGGCCCGGAACCACCUUUGAGUCUCUGUCCAAGAUUCGCCCGGCUUUCCCUCAAUUUGGUGAUCGGUCUACGGGUGGAAACUCGAGUCAGGUUACCGAUGGUGCCGCCGCUGUGCUCCUAAUGAAACGCUCCAAGGCCAUUGAGCUCAACCAGCCCAUUCUGGCCAAAUUCUGCGGUGCCACUGUCGCCGGUGUGCCUCCCCGCGUCAUGGGUAUCGGUCCAACUGCUGCCAUCCCCAAGCUGUUGAGCAAGUUCAACCUCGAUAAGAACGACAUUGACAUUUACGAGAUCAACGAAGCCUUUGCCUCAAUGGCCGUCUACUGUAUCGAGAAUCUGGGUCUGGAUCAUGCCAAGGUCAACCCGCGCGGUGGUGCUAUUGCCUUGGGUCACCCGCUCGGUGCCACUGGUGCUCGUCAGAUUGCUACUGUUUUGAGCGAGGCUCGCCGAACGAAGAAGAAGAUUCUGGUGACUAGUAUGUGCAUUGGUACAGGCCAGGGUAUGGCUGGUCUGUUUGUCAACGAGCAGGUCUGA